AUGGCGACAGGAGGUGCAGGGACAACGGGCUCUCCAGAACCUGUCAUCCAACCUCUUCCUCGCAACACACCUGCGCCCGCGCCUACAACUACACCCUUGGCCUCAGCAUCCCCGCCAUCGAAAAGAGAAUUGGCAUCAUGGUGGAGGAAAUUUCGGAAGACAACCGAGAAGACGGAUGACAAAGGCGAUAUUGGACCUGGAAUAUUUGGUGUGCCUCUGGCCGACAGCAUCAGAUAUGCGAACGUUGCCAUCUCAUUGCAGAACGAAAAUGGCGAAAGCUUCAUUUAUGGAUACGUGCCUAUAGUAGUUGCAAAGUGCGGCGUGUUUUUGAAAGAGAAAGCCACCGAUGUGGAAGGCAUCUUUCGACUGAGCGGAUCUGCCAAAAGGAUCAAGGAUUUGCAGACGGUGUUCGACUCACCCGACAGAUAUGGAAAAGGCCUGGACUGGACUGGCUACACAGUACAUGAUGCGGCCAACAUCUUGCGUCGCUACCUGAAUCAACUACCUGAACCUAUCAUUCCCCUCGACUUCUAUGAACGGUUUCGCGAGCCUCUCCGCGCCAGUCAUGCGAUCUAUGGGCCCGACGGUGACGUCCAGCCUCGCGACCUAACCAUGGAAGAACACAAUGCAGCCGUGCGAGCCUAUCAAAAACUCAUUACCGAACUUCCUCCUUUGAAUCGUCAAUUACUCCUUUAUAUCCUCGACCUACUGGCGGUAUUCGCAUCAAAGUCAGACCUCAACCGCAUGCCCGCCGCCAACCUAGCGGCAAUCUUCCAACCCGGUAUCAUUUCCCACCCAUCGCACGACAUGUCCCCAAUGGAGUAUAGGCUCAGUCAAGACGUGUUGGUCUUCUUGAUCGAAAAUCAGGACAAUUUUCUCAUUGGGAUGUCUGGAACAGCUGUGGACGAAAAGACGCAGAAGGACGUCGAGAGCGGGCCGCCCUCUGUACGCUCCCCCAAGGUCAUCGGACGCUCAACGUCAAAUGCAAGUGCUGGUGCGGACAGUUUGCGGAAGUACGGAGUCCGGCGCAACGUCUCCGUGUCCUCGCGGGGGUCAAGGGACAGAGGUAGUCCAGGGAUGUCGAGCCCAGGUACACCCCCAGGUGUUGGCUCAUUUGUAGCAGCCAACUCUGGUGGAGGGAUCGCACGAAGCAACACAGUUCCGUCGAAACGAUCGCCCGUCAUCAAGUCUGGCCGCUUCCAGAGAUUGAAUGAUGUCUCCGAUCCUUCCUUGGCAGCAGGCGGCUCUCCCCUGGGAGGCUCCGUGACCCUGGUUGCCAGUCGAGAGGCCACCGAAUCCAAGUCGUCGCAAUCUGAAUCUGUCGUUGCCCCAGACGGAGUCAAUGGAAAUAAAGGUUCUAUACUAACCCAUGCUGGCAACAUCAAAGUGGUGGCGGCUGCUCAGCCAUCUCAACACCGGACACAGUCUCCCCCCGUCACGCCGUCUAUGGGAACUCAUCUCGGCCAAGGCUUCACUCAGGCUGCAGCUCCGGCUCCGGACUCUGCGCCAGCUCCUGCGACCACUCGUGAACGAAAAAUAUCGAAUUUACUUCAUAAGUCGCCUAUCUUUGGCCCUUCGGAGCCACAGGCAAGACAGCCCAGGAAACUGCAGAAGAGGCAGAGAAUUCCUGGCAGCUCCAAUGAGAGCGCGCAGAGCUCUUUGAACUCGUUGCAUGGGGAAGAGCAGGAGGGCUUCCACACACCUCUGGUAUCGCCCGAUAUCAACAGUGGAAGCGCACCAGACCCGCUGGCUACUCCGCAAGCCCCUACCUUGACAAAUACUGGGGCCACUCCCGUCGAUGAGAUGCCUGCCUCGAAUCAGUAUCCGACUCCCAUCAUCCGAAGCAAUGUACACAACCACGUAGCUGGUCUGAGACCCCGGACUAGCCCUCCUGGAUCUAUACACUCACGGUCGUCCUUUACCGAUCACUCGGAAGCCGAGCUCGUCGAUGACACGCUGCCGCAACCCGACCAGGAAAGGCGACGGCGUAGGUGGAGGUUUUCGUCCUCCGCCAAAAAGGGGGAGAAUUCGCCAUUGGCACCUCCGCCUCCUAUCGGGCAAAACCAAGGCGCCGGAGGAAGCAACAGUUCUCUUGGUAGUUUACACCGACCUAGAAAGAGCUUUACGGCCGACUCUCAGGAUGCUUCAGUGACGAGCGGCCAACACCCACUUGCUGGACAGUCGAGUCAAGAAUCAGGUGACAUCUCAAAGGAACAAGGUGGGGAGACUGAGAAGAAGGGUCUGUUUGGGAAGUGGAAGGCCAAGAUGGCCCAGACUAGAGAGGAAAGGCAGGCUGAGAAGGAAAGAGCAAGGAGUCCGCCAGCUUCCGGGAGUGAACAAGGCACAUCGCGGAGCAGCCUGGUUGCCCUCACGCAGGAUCAAUUGGGUCCGCGGGGAAGGUCGUUUGACAAACCACGGGAGGGAUCAUUGUCGACCGUUCCUGAAAGGCCAGCGGGUGAGGGUUCAAAUCAACGCAGGCAAGCUGUCCCGGAUCCGAGACGGCCGGAGUAA
Molecule: messenger RNA, 2511 nt
Organism: Capronia coronata CBS 617.96
Lineage: Eukaryota; Fungi; Ascomycota; Eurotiomycetes; Chaetothyriales; Herpotrichiellaceae
Exons: 3
Coding region: 1-2511 (836 amino acids)
Biological process (GO): activation of GTPase activity; regulation of fungal-type cell wall organization; signal transduction
Cellular component (GO): cell cortex
Molecular function (GO): GTPase activator activity
Source: RefSeq, a predicted model, not a curated record